Molecule: messenger RNA, 1943 nt
Organism: Dimorphilus gyrociliatus
Lineage: Eukaryota; Metazoa; Annelida; Polychaeta; Dinophilidae
Source: the annotation of a GenBank genome assembly
ACACCUCACAUUUAACUGUGUGAUUGCGGUGUUUUUGAAAAUACUUAAACAGUUUUAAGGUUUUGGCCAUAGAUAGGCAUUGUUUUUUAUUUUUAAUCUUUUAAGCUUAUUUUUAAACGAGGGAUUCAAAUAAAAUGAGUGAAAACGGCAUAUCAUCAGAUAUUUCUGAAUCAAUAGCUGGGUUGCAAUCAAAUGGGUCGUAUGAUGAUAUUUCAAAGCUUCGUCAACAAAUAGCUUUACUUGAUGAAAAGUUAAAAGACAAAAAUGAACAAUUAGACAAAGCUGGGAAAGUCGGCUUAGAGCUUCUUUCUAGUAAUAAUAGUCUUCAAAAAACUCUAGAGGAUGAAUCAACAAGAUUUACAUCAGAAAUUGAGAAACUUUCUCAAGAAAAAUUUUCUCUCCAACAAUCAUUAGAAUGUAGUAAAAGAACUAAAAAGGAAUUGGAAACUGAGGUUGAGUCUCUACAAGAUCGAUUAUCAUCAAAAGAUGAAGAGUUUGCUAACGACUUCGAUGAUCUGAAGAGAAAACACGCCAUGGAAAUGAAUAAAAAGGUUUCAUCGUUAGAGAAUGAAAUUAAUGAAGCUGAAAAGAAAAAUUCUAUACAAACUGAGCAAAUAAAAGACUUAAAAAAUCAAGUUAAAGAGUUAACCUUGGAACUACAAGAAAGACGAUCUUCGCCUGUUGGUCGUCUUCAAACCUCUGUUUUAAUGGAACAAAACUCAAAACUGAAAGAAGAUCUUUUAAUGCAAAAUAAUCGAAUUCACGAAUUGGAAAGAAAUAAAAUGAAAAUUGAAGAAGAGCUAAAAGAGGCUAUACGAAAAGUAUCCCGACUGCAAACUGACUUAGGAGAUUCUCAGAACGAGACUCUAUCGUAUAGUCAAUACUUGGAGAAAAGCAGAUUAGAGGUUAAAGAACUACGAAGCGAAAUGGAUGACAUAAAACUGCAAUAUGACAAACAUAACAAAAAGGGAAAUUCUUUAUUUGCUGAGGUUGAAGAUAGAAGAAUUCAAGCCGAAAAAGAACUACUACAGUUUCGCGUGAAAUAUGAAAAUUUAGCUCGAUCUCAUAAAAUAACAUCGGAAACUCUUGAAAAAUUCAAAAUGCAACUAUCGAAUGUUUUGACAUUAAAUAGCGGAGUAAAGAAUUUAGAUAAGGAGAGAAUGAGAAAAUUAGAAAAUGAAUUGCACGAAGCUCAUUCGGAAAUAACCUCACUGGCACAUCAAUUAGAGAUUACUAACGUAAAAUUAGCUGAAUCAAAGUCACCUUUUGACGGAUUUUCAAUGUCAGGUGCUAUAAAGGAAGGAGAAUUGAAUUUAUUGGAUUUUACUGAAUACUUGAAAAGUUUGAUUGAAACAAAAGAAAAAGAGAAGAAAGAGGUAGAAAAAAAAUUGGCUCAGGAAAGAACAUUUCGUUUAGCUACGUCGGAUGAAUUAGUUCAGACUCAACGUCGAUUGUACGAAGCGAAGAGUCAUUGCGAAAAAUACAAAGGAAUGUAUUUUGAAUUAAGCGUUGAAUUGAGGACCAUCCGGCUUAAGUACGAACCAGAAAAAGUGGUUCAAGAGAGAGAAGAAAAAGAAAAAAGAGAGCAAUACUUUGAAGAGAAAUUAUCGGACGAUGAAAUAUUUGAAGAGCCGAAUAAUAAAGAAAACAAAGACAAAAUUCGCCCAAAAGAAAUAGUAAAGAAACCUGAACCUGAAGUUGAAAAUCCAGUUUUAAAAGAAAGAAAAAAAGUUGUUUCCGUUUCGGACAAAGUUCAAGUGCAUAAUUACACUCCUGAGCAAUCGUUCUCAAGACUGUCGGAAGGAGGAGAUGAUGAGGAAGAAAGAGUAACUGAAGAGAAAGAAGAGACCUCAAAAAGAAAAGGUAGAAAGCAAUAUAAAAAAGUAGUAGAUGUAGCAAAUUUGUCGUCCACUAGAGAAAAUCCAGAAUGUAAGACCCAAUAA